UGAUUGCAAAUAUUUACUUGGUUUCCAUGCUGGAAACGCUGAUUAUUACAUUUAAAACUUUUUGUUACGUUGCACGAAUUACAACCAGAAUUGUCAUAAACCAAAGGCCCAAAUGGACAAAAUCACACUUACCUCUGACUGUGUAAUUUCCUGUGAAUUAUGUAAGGAGCAGAAAGCUAAGUACACUUGCCCAAGAUGUGGUAUUCAGUAUUGCUCUGUGAUGUGCUAUAAAUCUUUUCAACACACUCAAUGCUCAGAGUAUUUUUUUAAGGAAUGUGUAUUAAAGGAAUUAAUUGGGAGUAACAUGGAAAGCCAGUUGGGACAAAAUCAGAAAACAAAUAUGGAAAAUCUAAUGAAGAAAGACAGUAUGAACUAUGCAGAAGAUCUUGAUUCAGAUGAUUCCGAAGACAGCUAUGAUGACAAUUUUAUUAGCAGAAUGAAAAAUGUUGACUUGAAUGAUUCAGAUGCUGUAUGGAGUCUUCUGAAUGAGAAGGAAAGAACAGAAUUCCAAAGAAAACUGUUCACUGGAGAAAUUGUGCAAUUGCUUCCAAGUUGGAACCCAUGGUGGAUACAAAAACCAAAUAUCCCAACCAAAGAAAAUGAUGUUCCAGAGCCAAUGGAAAUUCCACCUAUUAAGACUACAAUUCCUUUAUUGUCUUCAAUGAUGCACAAAAAACCAAAUGGGAAAGUGGUUAAUGGAUUGGGAAACAUACUAUAUGGUUACGCGUGUGCCUCACGUCUUUAUAUGCAAGAUUGGACUGGGAGCAUCAGGUUCGUCAUAGAAACUCUCCUGGCCGCUUCUACGAUUCUUUAUACCAACCAAUGCUUUGAGACAGCCCAGGAAGCUAUAACUUGUGCACAGUUUUCUGCACAAAAGCUCCUUGAUAUUUCAGAUGAGUUGAACUUGCUGGUGAGAAAUGAUCUAGAACAAAUUCUAAAGAGCCGAAAAUUUCUUUUGGCUGCAUUGUCAGAUAUCAGCGCUCUGCUUCAUAAAGGUGCAGACACUAAAUGUGCUCCUGUAAAGCGUUUGCACAUUGCUAUCAAGAAAGUCGAUUUUUAUCUUUCGCUUGUCAAUGAAUAUGAUCUAACCCUAUCCAAAUGUAACGUUGAAUGUUAAAAUAAAUAUUUU
Messenger RNA from Daphnia carinata, 1129 nucleotides. Its product is annotated as zinc finger HIT domain-containing protein 2-like. The coding region runs from base 113 to 1117 and encodes 334 amino acids. The transcript is spliced from 3 exons. The record is from RefSeq and is a predicted model, not a curated record. NCBI's taxonomy places the organism in Eukaryota, Metazoa, Arthropoda, Branchiopoda, Diplostraca, Daphniidae.